AUGGAUCAGCCAGGUCCCCCGUUAUGUCGUGUAUGUCUAAUAUUUGAUCUUGAAAUUCCAUAUGAUUUGUCUGCAGACAAAGGCCUUGUUUUUGAUUUCAUACAUAGCUUAUGGAAGAUUCAUCUAGGUUUGGAAAAGACUAUGAAAGAUAUGGAUAGCAUAUGCGAUAAGAUACAAGAACAGCAACAAGAACCUCUUGCUCAAUUAUCUAAUGGUUCACCUAAUU
Molecule: messenger RNA, 226 nt
Organism: Entrophospora candida
Lineage: Eukaryota; Fungi; Glomeromycota; Glomeromycetes; Entrophosporales; Entrophosporaceae
Source: the annotation of a GenBank genome assembly